AUGGGGAGAAAACUACCGUGGAAGACUUCCCCGACUCAAUCAAGCCCUGGGAAGAGAUCAUCUUUAAAACUCGAAAGUCCAAACCAGACACCAUCUCGUUUAUCGAAUCCUGCCAUUGGCAGUCCUUCAGCAUCUACAAAAAAACCGCGUCUUGACCGCGUUGUCAAAUCAGAAGAUGGCACGCGAAGUCCGUCGACAUCGCCUCCUCCAGAGCCACCGCCAGAAAGAUUCAUGAGACCAGGUCUCGACCACGAUGACCGCUAUCGUAUGGUCGAAGACGAAUUUCUCAACAUGGCUCAUCAAUUCACCGUUCAUCUCCAUCGCGCAGAGUACGAGCGCCUAAAGAACCUGGCUAAGCACCAGAACGCGGAUACUAUUCGCGAGAUAGAGCGCCCUAUCGUCGGCCCGCCUACCUUCCUUGCGCGGCAGCGCCAGGAGACCGCGCAUCGUGCAUCCAAGCAGCGCAGACUUCUCGCCGACUCUUCCAAUAAAAACGACACACCCUUCACCGGGUCAAAUCUGCAGGGUCUCAUGGAAAGUCCAAGGAAGGAGCACAAGUGGAUAUCAGCAGGUCUGGCCGACGCAGCCAAGACAAGAGCUUCUGCUGGGUUUGAUUCACAAAAGAUCACUCCGUUGCGAAUGAGACAGAUCGAGAAACCUAGUUCAGGGAAGAAGAGGCAACUUUAUCUAGCGGAUGAUGAUGAGACGGACGACGGAGAGGAAUUGGACCUCAGUACGCCUUCACGCAAGCCUGUGACAAAAGCAGCGCGCUCAGUCCACACUUCGAGUCCAGUUGUGUCGCACUCAGCACCACGGUCGUCGUUUAGUACACCCCGAACUUUGAGCACAACUAUGAACAAAACCUCACGAUCCGGUUCUAGUGUUAAACGGCCGACUACAGUACCAGGGGAUAGCACACACGGCAUAGCUAAGCGCAGCGAUGUUCACGAAGACAUAGACGAUGAUGACAUUUUCGGCAUCACGAAAAGAAUGUCUGACCGCCGUAAAUCAAGAGUGCUAAACCGCCGUACGGAAGACAAAGCACCCGCCAAAUCCUCACUCGAUGAGAUUCCCUCAUUCAUAUAG
Fusarium venenatum is the source of this 1086-nucleotide messenger RNA. RefSeq lists its product as uncharacterized. Lineage: Eukaryota; Fungi; Ascomycota; Sordariomycetes; Hypocreales; Nectriaceae. The record is from RefSeq and is a predicted model, not a curated record.